Molecule: messenger RNA, 1067 nt
Organism: Paramuricea clavata
Lineage: Eukaryota; Metazoa; Cnidaria; Anthozoa; Malacalcyonacea; Plexauridae
Source: the annotation of a GenBank genome assembly
AUGGGGAUAGAUUCUACGUUCAGAGACGCUGUCGGUUAGUAUAAAAGCUGUGAAAAUAUUCUAUUUAGAGGCAUAAAUUUAUGUUGUGUAUUUGAGCCAAUUUGUAUUGGAUAAUAAUAGUAUUGAUAAUGUAAAACAUAAAAUUAUGAAAUUCCAUAAAAUCUAUUAAAUUAAACUAAACGUAGUCCGAACAGAAGCGUCUUGUAUAAUUUUGGGGUUUCAAUGAAAUACUAAUGAUUUUCAGAUUUUGAAAUAAAAAUGAAAUAUAAUUAUAAUUAUAUAUAAUAUAAUUACUACUGUAUAUAUUGUAUCUUGUAUCGUUUUAUAUUACUCACGUCUAGAGUACAUAAGAUGCUUUUUUAAAGUACAGUUAAUCCUCCUUAAUACUGACACAUCUGUGUUUUAAAUUGUCAUUCUGGCAUAUGAAAAUGACUGCUAACGCCACUAUAUUCCUGUUCAUUACUUUAUGACAAGUGUGACAUCUUUAUACAUAUUUACUCAAGUACAUACGCCAGGCACAGAAUAGAUACUAGACCAGAAGGGUCACUCAGACGAUAUUUUGUCCGAAAUUUUGCGAGUGCUGAGUCGUGAAAAUACGCCAUCAUAUGACGCCAUCCUGGAGUGCACACAGAAGUUUUUCAUAGGUAAAACAUAGGUACAAAGUGCUGUGUGCACUCCAGGAUGGCGUCACAGCACAUAAAAAAUUUCGAACGUUUUCCCCAAGCCAAAACACAUAGGAGUCUGGUCUAGUAUCUAUUCUGUGGCCAGGAUAAGAAUAUGCGACUAGUAGUACUCUGUCCACUUUAUAGAUCGAGCCACAAGUCCCACUCUAUUAGAACCGGAUUGGGCAGCCAUUCUUCAAGUGUGUGACAGUAUAAGACAAGAAGAUGUCUCGUAAGUAUGGAAAAGACUGCACCAAACAUUAUUUGUAACUGUGGUGUUAAUUAGACAGUUUCAAUGUCAUCAUGGACCAUUCUGUUGUACAUUUUAGGGGUAAAGUCGCUGUCAGUGAAAUCAGAAAGAAAAUAUUCGAUUCGAAUCCUCAUGUAGCUAAGAAUGCACUCAUU